AUGUAUUGUGAUUACCACCGCAAGCGUGAGAACUUGUUUUAUGCUCUGUUUUAUCAUUCCUCCGUCGGAGAGAUAUCUGGGGAUAACAGUAAAGGAGCUGCUGGAUCUCUCAGUUCGGUAAAGAUAUCCUGCAUGAAAGACAAAGACCUUAUUGUCCACAUCAGCAUUUUUCUAAAUAUUCAAAAACUUCUUCAGAGAAAGAAAGAUAGUACUAUAAUGAUGAAACCUAAAACUCCCACUGGAUAUUUAACACCAUGGAGAUGA
Molecule: messenger RNA, 264 nt
Organism: Sclerotinia sclerotiorum 1980 UF-70
Lineage: Eukaryota; Fungi; Ascomycota; Leotiomycetes; Helotiales; Sclerotiniaceae
Exons: 5
Coding region: 1-264 (87 amino acids)
Source: RefSeq, a predicted model, not a curated record